Olea europaea var. sylvestris is the source of this 1227-nucleotide messenger RNA. Its product is annotated as calcium-transporting ATPase 12, plasma membrane-type-like. Gene Ontology annotation, molecular function: P-type calcium transporter activity. NCBI's taxonomy places the organism in Eukaryota, Viridiplantae, Streptophyta, Magnoliopsida, Lamiales, Oleaceae. The record is from RefSeq and is a predicted model, not a curated record. The transcript has 5 exons. Bases 1 to 1227 code for a protein of 408 amino acids. Gene Ontology annotation, cellular component: intracellular membrane-bounded organelle.
AUGAUUCUUGCCUGUGAUCCUCCCUUCAAGGACAACUCACGGCAACACAAACUACAUGAUGAUAAAGGGAAAAGUGUGUCUUUCGGUGGAGAAACAAGAAUUGGUGAUGUUCUUGCUGUCAUUGUUGGGAUUCUGGCAACUCCAACAAUGGCUGCUUUAACUUCUAUUCCAGAAGAUUUGGUUUCGGCUGUUAGAACGUGUCUUGCUUAUUCAAUGAAGAGGCUGAUGAAGAUUCAAAUUCUUGUGAGAGAACCUUUAAUCUGCCAUAAAGUUGCAUCUGUCACCACUGUCUGCAUGAAUAAAACUGGAACCUUAACUAUGGCUUCCAUGGAGGCUCCUUAUGUGAUUGAUGUCAAUGGCAAUACAAGAUUCAUUUAUCUUGUCUGCAUGGCAGAAAGUUGCCUCAGAUGUAUAGCUUUCGCACACAGGAAAACGUUAAUAAGAGAUUUCAUCAUCUUUCAACAGCAGCUGAUUCUAUUAAGCCUUGUCGGAUUGACAAAUUCAUGUCGAAGUGGAGCAAGGGAAACAAUGGAAGAUUGUCGUAGAGCUGGAAUCAGCGUCAAAUUGAUCACCGGAGACAACAAAGUAACUGCCACAAUCAUGGCCACUAAGUGCGGAAUAAUUGAGCCUGAUUACCAGCCUGGUGAAGUGAUAGAUGGUGAGGAAUUCCGGAAUUUUAGCUUAGAAGAGCAAAUGGCGAAAAUUGAAAAUAUCUGCGUGCUGAAAGGCCAUGUGGUUGCAUUCAUUGGACGAGGCAUUGGAGAUACACAAACCCUUAGAGAAGCAAAUGUAGGACUUUGUUUUGGAACCCAAGAGGCAGAAAUUAUCAAAGCAUGCUCAGCCAUUGUCAUGUCAUGCAAAGUUUUUCCUUUCAUCAUUGAUAUUUUGACAUGGGGUAGGGGAAUAUACGACAGUGUCCAUAUUUAUACUCAGUUUUUGCUCAUUGCAAGUUUUGCUGCUCUGGUAAUUGACUUUGUGAUGGCUGUUUCAUCUAGCGAACACCUUGGUUUGAAUGCUGUGGUAGCUAUUUCAACAGGAAAAUUUCCAUUUCUGGUGUUUCAACUUUUGUGGAUGAAACUGAUUGCAGGGAUAGCCAGGCUAGGAUUUGGCCAGUGGUGCUUGAGUAUAGCCUUUUCUGCUACACCUUCUAUGGUCAAUUGGUUUGUUAGGUGCGUGCCUCCUCUGGGAAACUUUAAGCUGCCAAUGUUGAAGCCUAAAAUUGAUUAG